Messenger RNA from Chanos chanos (milkfish), 597 nucleotides. RefSeq names its product DNA damage-inducible transcript 4-like protein. The transcript has 2 exons. The coding region runs from base 4 to 597 and encodes 197 amino acids. Gene Ontology annotation, cellular component: cytoplasm. Gene Ontology annotation, biological process: negative regulation of signal transduction. The record is from RefSeq and is a predicted model, not a curated record. Lineage: Eukaryota; Metazoa; Chordata; Actinopteri; Gonorynchiformes; Chanidae.
ACCAUGGUUGCAACAAGCACACUGAAGAACAAAAACUCUGAAUGCGUCUCGGAGUUGAUUGACCGAAAAUAUGACCAACAAUGUAUUGAAGAUGAGCUGGAUUUCUGGGACCACUGCUUGGCCGAACCUCACCCGGGCACAGAGGUGUACGAGGACCGUGCCUGCUUGCAGUUGGCCAAGCUCCUGGAGGGCUGCUUGGCACGUGCUAAGAAAAGCACCCUCCACUGUGCGGAGGUGCUGGUGCCAGAGAGGCUGACCCGACGGGUGGCGCGCGACGUAUUGCGGCUGGCGUCGGGCGAACCGUGCGGGCUCCGCGGCUGCCUCCUGGAUGUGCGUCUUGAACUGGAGGAAUCCCAGAGGAGUUGCAAGCGUCUGGAGCGACUGGCCUGUGACGCCAGCGUGGUGCCCACCUUCGAGCUGACUCUGGUCUUUAAGCAGGACUGUAGUGCUUGGCCAAGCCUGAGGGACUUCUUCCACAUAGGUGCCUGUUUCACUCCGGGGGGGUUCCGUCACGCGCUCAAACUCAGCCCAGGCUUCAGGCUGAUCAAGAGGAAACUCUACUCGUCCGCGGCUGGUACCGUGGUGGAGGAGUAUUGA